Prorocentrum cordatum is the source of this 1245-nucleotide messenger RNA. NCBI's taxonomy places the organism in Eukaryota, Dinophyceae, Prorocentrales, Prorocentraceae. The record is from the annotation of a GenBank genome assembly.
AUGUCGGACUUGCGGGCAGACCAGGUGCCCCGGAGGGUCCACAUCGCACUGGUCCGCAGGAAGGUCCGCAAGCUCUUCGUGGGCGGCGUGCCGCAGGGGAUGGGCGAGGACGAGCUGCAGGCGAUCUUCGAGCGGUACGCUCAGGUGGAGCGGGUGUGGCUCCAGCGACAUCGCAGCGAGAAGCACCACAAGCAGCACCGCGGCUUCGGCUACGUCGUCUUCCGCGACUCGGGCGCCGCCGACAGGCUGCUGGGCGAGUCGUUCUCCAGGUUUCUAGAGCCCGGGGGCGGGGUGCGCCUCGAGGUGAAGCGCGCCCUGAGCAGCAGGGAGAUCCAGAGCGGCGUGCCGUGGAGCCCCGAGACCGACGGGAGCCUGAACGACCUGAGCGGCGUUCCCUCGCCGAGCCCCGAGCCAGCGGAGCAGCGCCGCCUCGCGUGGGGGGGCGACCGGGGCCUGGCGCCAUACCAGCAGCACCUCGUGGUGGCCCAGGUGCCCGCCUUCCCGCCCUCCCGGGAGGAGGCCCUCAUGAGGACCCCGCCGCAGGCGCGGCGGGCGUUCCACGCCGCCGACAGCGGCGGCGACGCAGGGACGCCGCAGGUCUUCUUCUCACCGUUCCCGACGCCCACGUACCAGCAGCAGCUCGCCCCUGUGGUGCAGGAGCCGGCGCGCCCAGACACGUUGCUGGCGCUAUACGCGGCGCCCUUCGGCGGCGCGCGGGCGCUGGAGUCCGCGCUGCGGGCGGCCAUGCCCGAGUCCUACGAGGACUGAGCGCGGCGCGGAGCGAGGCCUGCCGCGGGCCCGGCUCACCGCCGAGCUCUCGCGCGGCGCGCCCUUCCGUGCGCCGCUCGUGCGCGCCCCCGUCUCCCCGAGCGGCGCUGCUCUCCCUCCUUCGCCAGGCGCAGGCGCGGCGCGCGCAGGCCGAUCCAGCCCGUCCCGCGCCGAAGCCGGCGCUCCUCCCCGCUGCUGCUGCUGCUGCUGCUGCUGCUGCUGCUGCUGCUGCUGCUGCGUGCCCUCUCUCUCGCACGCCCCGCUGGGGCUCUCGCCGCCGAGGCUUCGGGGCAGCGCCCGGUCAUCCGCAACCGUCGGCCCUCGCGUGGUCCGCGCGGCACCUCUCCCCUGGGCGGCGGUGCGAUCUCCACGCCGGGCGUGGGCCUGCGCGGGCAGGCCAGGCCGAUCUGGCGGCGCUCGCCCUGAGGCCAGCGUGCCUCCCCUCCUGCUCCUGAUCCCGCUGACGCCGCCCGCCUU